Messenger RNA from Entamoeba invadens IP1, 1722 nucleotides. RefSeq lists its product as hypothetical. NCBI's taxonomy places the organism in Eukaryota, Evosea, Mastigamoebida, Endamoebidae. The record is from RefSeq and is a predicted model, not a curated record. The coding region runs from base 1 to 1722 and encodes 573 amino acids. Gene Ontology annotation, molecular function: protein disulfide isomerase activity. Gene Ontology annotation, cellular component: endoplasmic reticulum. The transcript has a single exon. Gene Ontology annotation, biological process: response to endoplasmic reticulum stress; protein folding.
AUGUUCCUGUUUCUCUUUCUAAUUGCAUGUCAUGGUGCAGUCACUCAGGUCCGUCCCGAAGAAAUAUCUUCGUUUGUAAAUUCGACAAAGUUCACAUUUUUGUGUUUUUCAGGUGAGAAGGAGCUACGCGAGUUAGAGAAGCGAAUGGAAAAGAUGUCGAAGAACUUCCAAGAAGUUACUUUUGGUAUUAUUAAAGCAGAUUUGGAGAGAGAUAUAGAAAAAGGGUACAGCAUCACAUCGACUCCGUCUUUCAUUUUACAGCGCCCAGGCUACCAAAAACGGUUUUACUAUGACGAGUGGAAUGCGGGCACAAUAUAUGAAUUUUUGAGAGAAGGCACAACGCCAGUCACUGUUAAGAUUGAAGCCAAACAAGUUGAGGACCUUCUUCGUGCAGAACCUGCCGAAAAGCAAGAGAAGGGCAAAGGCAAGAAGAAAGAAAAAAAUCCGAAGCCAAAGUCGUUUUUUAUUUUAGUCACAAAUUCAACACAACAAGACGUCGUCGACAGAUACACAGCAAUUGCAGAUGAAUUGAAGUUAAGCACAGAAGACGUGUUUUACACUUCAGAAGGUGAGUUCAAAUUGUAUCACUCCAAUGAUGAAGGACUUGUCGAGUGGAAAGGACAAGACAUGGCAUGGUGGAUGAAUGUUGUAGUCUUCCCACUCUUCGACCGACUCGAUGAUGACAUGGCUGAUCUGUUGGAUUACCCACACAACCUUCCAGUCUUCUGGUUCUUCUCCGAUAAAAAGCAUAUGAAAAAAGAAGAGAAGACUGUGUUUGUCAACCUUGCACAGAAAUACCGAAUGCGAAUGCUCUUCUUAUAUGUCAGAAAAGACGACGUGCAACUCUCUCUUUAUGGACAAAACAAAACCAAAACUGCGACAAUUUUGCACCAAAAUGGAAGAACGAUGUACCCACUGAAAAGUGGAGAAAACAUCACUUCGAUUGAAGAAGACAUUGAAAAGUUCUUUAAAAAUGAGUUGACGCCUUUAGUGCGGUCGUCGAACAAAAACGAGACAAUUAGUGGUGUAACUGCUACCAAGUUAACAAGAAAUGAAUGGACUGAAACGUUGAAAAACAACUCAAAACUCGUGUUGUUCAUCGUCGAUUCAACAAAAUUCAUCAGAUCAAUUUUGCAAAGAGAGGGUGCGGCCUUUGUCAACAGAACAGUCAACGUGACUGCUUUUAAAAGUUUUUGGAUCGACACUGAAGAAGAUGACAUUCCAGUCGAAAUCAAUUUCACGACACUUCCAAGCGUUUUGUUGUUUGAGAAUGGCGAAGUUGUUUUAACGCAUGAAGGUAGAUACACACAGAAUGAGUUGGUUGAUGAAGUGAAAACGAAGUGGGAGUUUGAACCACUACCAGAAAUCCCAGAGGAUCAAUUGCCAAAAAUCUUAGAAGAGGCAGAAGACAUCGAAGACUUUGAAGAAGACAACGAAGAAGAACAAAAUGAAAGUGAUAAUGAAGAAAAGGUAGUGCUUACCUAUGAAGAAGUCAAAGAACUUUUGAAGGACAAAUUUGUCAUGGAAACGUUGAACGAAAUAAACUGGAAAAAGUUAUUUAAGUUAGGAAAGGACUUCAAUCCAAAUGAUGAAAAGUCGAUUAAAAAGUUAAUGAAAGAUGAGACAUUUAUGGGACUGAUUGGGCCAUUUUAUAAGGAAGUCAAAGAUAUCAAGGAAGGAAAGAACGUUAAAAAGCACAGCAGACAAAAAGACGAGCUUUAA